Molecule: messenger RNA, 535 nt
Organism: Nicrophorus vespilloides
Lineage: Eukaryota; Metazoa; Arthropoda; Insecta; Coleoptera; Silphidae
Product: dynein light chain roadblock-type 2-like
Exons: 2
Coding region: 77-337 (86 amino acids)
Biological process (GO): microtubule-based movement
Cellular component (GO): cytoplasmic dynein complex; centrosome; cytoplasm
Molecular function (GO): dynein intermediate chain binding
Source: RefSeq, a predicted model, not a curated record
AAAAUUAUUGAUUUUUUAUUUUCACAUUUAAUACUUAUACUUUCAGUCAAAUGAAAUCGAUGAGAUAUUGAAAAAGAUGCAUACACAUGAGGGCGUAGUUGGAAUCAUCGUAAUUAAUUCGGAAGGAAUACCAAUCAAGAGCACUUUGGACAAUACGAUUACAGUCCAGUAUGCCGGUCUUAUAAGCUCACUGGCUGAGAAAAGUCGGAGUGUUGUUCGUGAUUUGGAUCCUUCUAACGAUCUUCUGUUCAUAAGAAUCCGUUCAAAGAAACAUGAGAUUAUGGUCGCGCCGGAUAAAGAAUUCAUUCUUUUAGUUGUUCAGACGCCUGUCGAUUGAACUUCUGCUAAGAAUUACAUUAAAAUUUUAAUUUCAGUGUAAUUCACUUUACAAGUAAAGUUAUAAUUUAUCAGUAGUGUGUAUAAUUUCUUAAUUUCCAAGAUGAUGGAUAUCUUAUUAAAUAUUUUAAAAAAGGAGACAUCAAGAUGUACAGGUUAUUUUAUAUAAGGAUAUCUAAUAGUAAUACAGAAUUUCUAA